Colias croceus (clouded yellow) is the source of this 1077-nucleotide messenger RNA. RefSeq lists its product as uncharacterized. The transcript has 7 exons. The record is from RefSeq and is a predicted model, not a curated record. Gene Ontology annotation, cellular component: membrane. Gene Ontology annotation, biological process: vesicle-mediated transport. Bases 133 to 1077 code for a protein of 314 amino acids. Lineage: Eukaryota; Metazoa; Arthropoda; Insecta; Lepidoptera; Pieridae.
GUUGUCGGAUCACAGGUCGGAUCAUCUGUUCUAUGUUUUGGAGUAUUGUUAUGAAAACAUGUAAUUAAAGUUAUUACAUCAAUACAAUAUAUAGUUUAUUUUUUUUUAUCGUUAAAUCAUAUAUCUUAAAGCAUGGAGGAAGAAGGAAAGUUGCCUUUGAAGCGAGUAGAGCUGUCGUUAUCAAAGUUUAACGAAGUUGCAAUACCACACCAUUUAGAUUUACUACGCCAGCACAAAGCGAAUAUUUUAAAGUAUGAAGAGUUGGGUGAGUACGCCCGCGUGCGCUCGGAGCAGGCGCACGCGCGGCGCGUGGCGUCGCAGCUGCGCUCGCUGCUGGGCGAGCUGGAGGCGCUGCGCCGCCAGGUGCGGACCUCUGAUUGCACCAAGUUCGACCAGAUGACGCAGCGCUCCAGAGAUCUCACCUUGAAAGCUAUCAUGGACUAUCUAGGAGUUAUUGAAAGAAGUUGCAUUGCGAUAAUUGACACGCACAAGACGCGCGCGCGCCCUCUUGAAACUAGCCCUUUAUCAAUAAACCGUGUACCGAUGCCCGAGGCGGACGUUUCGGGAAGCGUAGUGUCGUCAGAGUCGGUCGGCGUCAUCCCGGAGCAAAUUCAACUCCAAGUGGAUGAACACGAGGUGUCGCUGCGGGAGCGCGAGGCGCUGCUGGCGGGGUGGAGCGCGCUGCAGGGCGAGGUGCGCGCGCUGCACGACGCCUGGCAGCACGUACAGGCCGCCGCGCUCGCGCACCGCGACCAGAUAAACUCUUCGGCUCAGAACGUGGAAGUGGCAGCGGAUAACGUUCAAGUGGCGCGGUCACAUCUCGCUAGUGCAGAAAAGCUGCGGCUGGCGACGCUGGGGCUGGGCGGCAUGGCGGUGGGCGCGCUGGCGGGCGGGCCCGUGGGGCUGGCGCUGGGCGCCAAGGCGGGCGCCGCCGCCGCGCUGGCCGGCUCGGCGCUCGGCUACAUGGGCGCCGCGCUGCUGGGCCGCCGCGCCGCGCGCCCGCCGCCCGCGCGCCCGCCGCCCGCACCCUCCCCCUCGCCCGCACCCGCCGACACCCACGAGAAGAAGGACCGCUAG